Messenger RNA from Amblyraja radiata (thorny skate), 4451 nucleotides. It is a transcript of the gene rsrc2, whose product is annotated as arginine/serine-rich coiled-coil 2. Bases 123 to 2054 code for a protein of 643 amino acids. Lineage: Eukaryota; Metazoa; Chordata; Chondrichthyes; Rajiformes; Rajidae. The record is from RefSeq and is a predicted model, not a curated record. The transcript has 11 exons.
AAUGAUCCACGCAAGGAGGCUAUCGUUCGUCACUGAGCAUUUUGUCGGCGAGGCGCUGCCGGGUGAGCUGGUCGGCGCUUCAGGGAGACGGCUAUUUCCCCCUCUCAGUCGCCCCCGAGAGUAUGGCGGGAAGUGAAACUGAACAGGAUGAAUUAGUUUUGAAAAAAUCCCCAUCUAACACAGGAAAGCAAAGUGAGGGAUCAACAUCAUCAAAAUCUCCCAAAAGUUGCAAGCAUCAUUCUUCACGAUCCCAGUCUAGGUCAAGGUCGAGAUCAAAAUCUAGGGAAAAGAAACAAAAGUCUGAAAGUGAAAACCGGAAACGCAGACGAAGUCGCAGCAGAAGCAAAGAGGAACGAAGACGGGAUUUAAAAGAAAAAUCUACAGCCAAAAGGGUGAAGUCAUCUGAGCAACAAAAUGACAAGGAGCAAAACAAAUGGAGAGAACGAUUAAGUUCAACAGAAAAUGGAGAAGACCGACCAAAACGAAAAGAAAAGAAAGGUUCAAAGGCUAAAAGUUAUUCCCGGUCCAGAUCAAAAGAGAGACGACGUCGCAGCCGUGAAAGGAAGAGAUCCCGGUCAAGGAAGAGAUCGCGUUCAAGGAGUAAAGAAAAGAGAUCUCGGAGCAGAGAUAGGCGGUCAAGAAGCAGAAACAGACACUCAAGGAGCUGGGACAGGCAUUCAAGGAGUAAGGACAAGCGGUCAAAGAGUCGGGACAGGCGCUUAAGCAAAGAUAGGCGAUCGCGAAGUAGAAACAAACGGUCGAGGAGCAAGGAUAAGCGAUCUCGAAGUCGGGACAGGCGCUCAAGGAGCAAGGACAAGAGGUCGAGGAGUCGGGAUAGGCACUCGAGGAGCAAGGAUAAGCGGUCAAGGAGCAAGGAUAGGCGAUCCCGAAGCCGGGGCAGGCGUUCAAGGAGCAAGGAUAGGCGAUCCCGGAGCUGGGACAAGCGGUCAAGGAGCAAGGAUAAGCGAUCCCAGAGUCGGGAUAAGCGGUCAAGGAGCCGGGACAGGUCUUCCAGGAGUAAAGAUAAGCGAUCUCAGAGCAGGGACAAACGCUCAAGAAGUAAGGAUAAGCGAUCUCGCAGUCGGGAUGGGUGUUCAAGGAGCAAGGAUAAGAGAUCUCGCAGCCGGGACAGGCGCUCAAGGAGCAAGGAUAAGAGAUCUUGCAGCCGGGACAAGCGCUCAAAGAGUCGAGGCAGGCGCUCAAGGAGUAGGAACAAGCGUUCGAGCAGAGACAGGCACUCAAGAACCAAAGAGAAAAAACGACGACCAAAAUCACGUUCAAGAUCGCGAUCGAGGGUCAGGCCACGCAGGAGCAGGAGUAGAAGCAAAGAAAAAAGAAAACGCAAAUUUAGCAGAAGUAGAAGUCGUAGCCGGACUCCCCCAGCAUUCAGAGGUCGCAAUGCUGCCAUGGAUGCUCAAGAAGCAUUGGCUCGCAGGCUUGAAAGAGCAAAGAAGCUUCAGGAACAAAAAGAAAAAGAGCUGCUGGAAAAACAAAAAGAGGAACAAACCGACGUUGCAGACACAACUAAUGGAUCAGUUGGAAAUGUCAACCAGCCAACAGUUAGUAGUGGAUCCGUUCUCAAUGUUGCUGCACUCUUGGCAUCUGGCACUCAAGUUACCCCUCAGAUUGCGAUGGCUGCGCAGAUGGCAGCCCUCCAAGCCAAGGCAUUGGCUGAAACAGGCAUAGCCGUACCUAGUUACUACAACCCAACUGCUGUCAAUCCAAUGAAGUUUGCAGAACAGGAGAAGAAACGCAAACUCCUCUGGCAGAAUAAGAAAGAAGGGGACAAAUCACAGACUGCAGAAUUAUGGGAGAAGCUAAAUUUUGGCAAUAAAGACCAAAAUGUAAAAUUUCGAAAGUUAAUGGGCAUCAAGGAUGAAGAAGAAGUGGGAACUCCAAUCCCAAAUCCUGCUGAAAGUUUCAAAACUUUAAAGCAACAGGAAGAAAUGUUCAGGAACUUGGAUGCUCAAUAUGAAAUGGCACGAUCACAAACUCACACGCAGAGAGGCAUGGGCCUGGGUUUCUCUUCAAUGAGAGGAAUGGACACAAUUUAAGAACAAGUGUUGUACUUGUGCUUAAGUACAUGAUUUUUUUAUAUUGUCUUUGUCCAUGUUGGAGAUUUCAAGCUUCAUUUUGACUUUCACUUUCCCGUUUACUGAAAAAGCUAGCAAUCUAGCUUGCAUGGUUGUUGCAGUGCAAAAUAAUUUAUUAAAAAGAGUUUUGAUUGUAAAGAUAACUGGGUGUCUCAACAGUCAGACUGAUAGUUUUCUUCCCAAAACAUUGGGACUUAAUUGAAGAAACAGUUGAAGGCAUUGUUUUGCAACCAGCGAAAGGGAAGUUCUAUCAAUAUUUUUCUUUUUAUGUAUUUGGAGUAACUUAUGCAGACUGGAUUCAAACAGCUUAAUCUCAUCCAUAUUUUGUUGCAAUACUUAAUGUUGCUGUAUUAUGUGAUUGCUUUUGUACUAAAACUUGUACAGUUAUUUUCAUCUUUUGAAAUGCAAAUUAUUGUGUAGUUGUAAAUUUGGAUUUAGUUUGUUUGUAAGUACUUAUUCCAGUGCUAAAAAGCGCUUUAUAGUGCACUGUUCAUUAUCAAGCUUUCUGGACAAUAAAUGGAUGAUUUUCAAUACAACCACUAUGUAUCUUAGAAAUUUAAAACACAAGAACGGAACAAUUAGCCCAUCAUGUCUAAUAGAAAAUAGGUGCAGAAGGCCAUUCGGCCCUUCGAGCCAGCACCGCCAUUCAUUGUGAUCAUGGCUGAUCAUCCCCAAUCAAUAACCCGUGCCUGCCUUCUCACCAUAUCCCUUUUCCACUAAGAUUCCACUAGCCCCGAGAGCUCUAUCUAACUCUCUUAAAUCCAUCCAGUGAUUUGGCCUCCACUGUCCCCUGUGGCAGGGAAUUCCACAAAUUCACAACUCUCUGGGUGAAAAUGUUUUUUUACACCUGUCUUAAAUGGCCUCCCCUUUAUUCUAAGACUGUGGCCCCUGGUUCUGGACUCGCCCAACAUUGGGAACAUUUUUCCUGCAUCUAGCUUGUCCAGUCCUUUUAUAAUUUUAUAUGUUUCUAUAAGAUCCCCCCUCACCUUUCUAAACUCCAGUGAAUACAAGCCUAGUCUUUUCAAUCUUUCCUCGUAUGACAGUCCCGCCAUCCCAGGGAUCAAUCUCGUGAACUGCCUCAAUCACAAGGAUGUCCUUCCGCAAAUUAGGAGACCAAAACUGUACACGAUACUCCUAUACUGAAAUCCUCUUUUUAUGAAGGCCAACAUUCCAUUAGCUUUCUUCACUGCCUGCUGUACCUGCACGCCAACUUUCAGUGUACAAGGACACCCAGGUCUCGCUGCACCUCCCCCUUAUCUAACCUAACCCCAUUGAGAUAAUAAUCUGGCCCGUUUUUGCCGCCAAAGUGGAUAACCUCACAUUUAUCUGUAUUGUACUGCAUCAUUCCACUCACUCAAACUGUCCAGGUCACCCUGCAACCUCCUAACAUCCUCUUCACAGUUCACACUGCCACCCAGCUUUGUAUCAUCUGCAAACUUGCUAGUGUUGCUCCUAAUUCCUUCUUCCAAAUCAUUAAUAUAUAUGGUAAACAGUUGCGGCCCCAACACCGAGCCUUGGGGCACUCCACUUGCCACCGCCUGCCAUUCUGAAAAGGACCCAUUCACUCCUACUCUUUGUUUCCUGUCUGCCAACCAAUUUUCUAUCCAUGUCAACACCCUACCCCCAAUACCAUGUGCUCUAAUUUUAGUUACAAGUCGCCCGUGCGGGACCUUGUUAAAGGCUUUCUGAAAGUCUAGAUACACUACAUCCACUGGCUCCCCUUCAUCCAUUUUACUUGUCACAUCCUCAAAAAUUUCCAGAUUAGUCAAACAUGAUUUCCCUUUCAGAAAUGCAUGUUGACUUGGAAUAAUCAUUUUACUGCUAUCCAAAUGCCCCAUUAUUAACUCUUUAAUAAUUGACUCCAGCAUCUUCCCCACCACCGAAAUCAGGCUAACUGGUCCGUAAUUCCCCAUUUUCACGCUCCUUUCUUGAAAAGUGGGAUAACAUUAGCUAUCCUCCAAUCCACAGGAACUGAUCCUGAAUCUAUUGAACAUUGGAAAAUGAUCACCAAUGCUUCCACUAUUUCUAGAGCCACCUCCCUGAGGACCCUGGGAUGCAGACCAUCCGGCCCAGGGGAUUUAUCAUCCUUCAGUCCCAUUAGCCUACCCAAUACUGUUUCUAGGUUAACAGAUUGUUCUUGCUUCACAGCCAUCAAGUGCAUGCCCAAGUAGUUGGAAAUGCAUGGAGAAUUUUUUCCUUUAACACCACUGCAGCCAUAAAUUCAAACCCCACCAAAUGGUUUAACACAAACAUUCUGAAUACUUCCCCUUUAGAAUCUAGUCCCUUACAAAUGUAUACAUCUUACUUAAAUAUAUCUUCCUAUUUUGUUGCAAAUAAAAAUCUUUCUUCAAACAUAAA